Molecule: messenger RNA, 3255 nt
Organism: Monascus purpureus
Lineage: Eukaryota; Fungi; Ascomycota; Eurotiomycetes; Eurotiales; Aspergillaceae
Source: the annotation of a GenBank genome assembly
AGCGACUGGGUCUAAUCUCCAGGACAAUGCGCGCUCCUGGAUUGCGUAUUUCUCGGUUUAUUCGACACUAUCCCCUUCGCUACUGUGACAUUUCCUCUCAGCAUCGCAACGGAUGCCGAACUCUAUCUCAUUAUGUGGGCGGCCCUGUCUUGCGCUCGAACUUCACAGCGUCAGUUAUGACCUUAGAAUCCAAAAGGAGCGCGAAGACCAAGUCUACAGUGAAGUUGAAGGAUCUUCCACAGGGAGCCUUGAAGUUAGCACCAUAUGACGAUGGUAGUGUCGAUGAUGCGCCUCGUUAUCCUGCUGUUUUGCAGGGGCAUUGGAACAACAUGCAAAAGUUCAAGAACUGUAUUGUUUUAACACGGGUCGGAGGAUUCUAUGAGCUAUACUUUGAACAAGCCGAAGAGUUGGCGCCGCUGCUCCAUUUAAAGCUUGCGUCUAGGAAGACCAGUGCCGGUCCGGUUCCUAUGGCAGGAUUCCCAUUUUUCCAGCUGGAUCGAUUCUUGAAAGUCCUUGUCCAAGACCUCAACAAAUACGUGGCGAUCAGUGAAGAGUUUGCCGUCAAGGCCGAGGAUAAAGAGCGGACUGGACUCCUCUUUGACCGACGGGUAGCCAGGAUUAUCACUCCAGGGACUUUAAUUGAUGAAAAGUUUAUGGAUCCGUCUGAAAACAAUUUCAUUCUGGCUAUAUACAUAGAUGUGCAAUCUUCAAGGUCUCAAUUAGAACGCCUAGACGAUACCUCCUCGCCCUUGUAUCAGCACCUAUUUUCAUCCGCAUCACAGAGAGUAGGUUUGGCAUGGAUAGACCUUUCAACAGGAGACUUCUUUACACAAUUCACCACGCCCCAAAUGCUUCCGUCUGCUGUCGCGAGGAUCGGUGCCCGUGAAGUGCUAGUCGAUCAGAACAUCCGGGAUUUGGUCGGUGCAGAUUUCCAAGUUCUAACUGGGCAAGACCAUCGUCUUGUUACAUUUUAUGACUUCCCUCAUAAUAUCGCACCGAUGUCAGAAUGGGAAUCCAUGCUUGAGGCACCCAUAUCCUCGGACGCCGCCGCUUCGUUUACUCCGGAAGAGAUCGCAGCUGGCUACAGCUUACUGCAGUAUAUUCGAGUCCAGUUACAGGGAUUAAAUAUGCAACUUCAGCCUCCUUGUCGUCGCCAUCUUGAUCAGUCAAUGGGCAUUGACCGCAAUAGUUUAAGAGGACUAGAAAUUUUGGAAACGUCACGAGACGGGUUUGGGAAAGGGAGCCUUCUUCAUGCGGUCCGACGAACCACGACGAGGAGCGGAGCUCGUCUUCUGAGAGAUCGCCUGACAUCCCCAUCUACGUCGUUGCAGGUGAUAAAUGAACGCCUUGACUUGGUUGCGGCCUUGCUAGAGGAUGAGGAGCUGCGCAGCGACAUAGUACAGUUACUAAAGCGCAGCUAUGAUGCGCAACGCAUAGUUCAGAAGUUCACACUCGGAAGAGGAGACGCGGACGAAUUGAUCUGUCUUUCCAGAGCCAUAGAAGCCUCGAAAGAAAUUAGACGAGUUCUAACUGACAAGUGCAACAUCGAUAUCCAUGACUCAGCUGUCGGUGAGACUUGCAGUAUCCAGCGCAGUCUUGCUUCUAUAGUUGACCGGCUGCAUCUCGAUGGACCUGCCGAAUUGGCAGAUAAAAUCUUAGCCGCCAUUGACGAAGAGGGUCUUUUACAAAAGCAGCGGAUUGAAGAUAGCACAGCCGCACAAACAGCAGCUUUAGCUCAAGAAGUUGCUACUAACGAAGGUCUACAAGAAGACAUUGAUUCACUUCCCAAGAGAGUGAGAUCGAAAUCCGGGACUCAACCUGGUACAGCGACGGAUUCGGAAUCUGAUUCUACGGAGACGUGGAUUAUGCGACGUGAUGCCAGCUCAUUCCUACGAGGACUACAUGAUAAACUGGACCGCUUGGUAAAUGAAAAGUCUGCAUUGACUCAGCGACUUCGAGAAUCCGUGGGCUCGUCUGCUUUGUCUCUCAAAUGGACGCCAGGUUUGGGAUACAUCUGUCACGUCAAGGGAGCAAAGAUCAGCCAGGAAUCUUUGGAGGAGCUGGGUGUCACGCGAAAUGUCUCUUCAACCAAGUCGACGCGCUCAUUUUACCUCCCAGCAUGGUCUGAACUCGGCGGUCAAAUGGAUCAGGUAAAACUCCAAAUCCGUCAAGAGGAGCAGCGGAUAUUCGAAAGUCUGCGUCGCAAUGUUAUUUUGAACCUAGUCAAAAUACGACGCAAUGCAGCCGUCAUGGAUGAAUUAGACGUUGCAUGCUCAUUUGCCGCUUUGGCACAAGAACAACAAAUGGUCCGGCCCAUUCUGAACGAGGGCAUAGCCCAUAAGAUUGUGGCCGGGAGACAUCCGACUGUGAAACUGGGGCUGGAAGAACAAGGCCGACGGUUCGUCAGCAAUGACUGUUUCCUGGGGGAUGGAGGCCGGGAAAGGAUCUGGCUCAUCACCGGCCCGAACAUGGCCGGGAAGAGCACAUUCCUACGGCAGAACGCCUUAAUCACGAUUCUUGCGCAGGUCGGCUCUUUUGUCCCAGCAGCAUAUGUAGAACUUGGUAUCGUGGACCAGAUCUUCAGCCGUGUAGGGGCUGCGGAUGAUCUGUUUCGAGAUCAGUCAACCUUCAUGGUGGAGAUGCUAGAAACCGCGGCGAUUUUGAAGCACGCCACGCCACGCUCGUUUGUGAUCAUGGACGAAGUCGGCCGAGGUACGACACCUGAAGAUGGGACGGCAGUCAGCUUCGCAUGUCUGCAUCAUCUCCAUUAUCGUAAUCGAUGCCGGACACUGUUUGCGACGCACUUCCACGCUCUGGCGGAUAUGACACGGGACUUUGACAAACUGGAGCGGUAUUGCACUGAUGUGAAGGAGAUGCCGUCUGGAUCAUUUUCGUUCGUCCAUCGGCUGCGAAAGGGGGUGAAUCGUGAAUCUCAUGCCCUGAAAGUUGCGCAGCUAGCUGGAUUGCCUGUUGAGGUACUUAAAAUGGCUGAGCAGAUUCGGCGGAAAAUAAGAGAUCAUGAAGACGCGUUGCCAGAGUUGAAGGCGCAGGACAAAGUUGCUGGUAGCGCAGCCUGACUGUCUGGCACGCAGCACGGCGGCUGGCCGUCGAUGUACAUGGCAUUUCAAAUUGUCUCAUACUGCAUGUCAUAAGUCACAGUCUCUAUAUUCUAUGUACAAUAUGCCUUUUAUACCCCUUAUGCUUUUAGUAUCAGAUAGGAAGCACAUAUAUGUAGCUAUAUAAAAUGGAAUUUCU